Molecule: messenger RNA, 285 nt
Organism: Tetrahymena thermophila SB210
Lineage: Eukaryota; Ciliophora; Oligohymenophorea; Hymenostomatida; Tetrahymenidae
Exons: 2
Source: RefSeq, a predicted model, not a curated record
AUGGACAACACAAGAAAGAAAGUAAGAUGUUUGUUUGUUUGUUUGGCCAAAUUUUCCCCUCUUUACUUUCUUUUACUUGGCUAACUUUCUCUUCAGGUUUCUAAAUGUAAAAAAUUCUUCCUACCUGAAAAAAUUUUGUAACAUUUGCAAAAUGUGUCUUAGUAAAACAAUUUAAAAGAAAUGUGCCUUUGCAUAAUCGAAUAUUAAACAUGCAUGUAUAAAAAGCUCGUUAGCAAGUACAAUGUUUUUUGCAAAUUUUAAAAGGUUAAAAAGAAGUUUUGUUGA